Molecule: messenger RNA, 10726 nt
Organism: Malaya genurostris
Lineage: Eukaryota; Metazoa; Arthropoda; Insecta; Diptera; Culicidae
Product: bromodomain-containing protein DDB_G0270170-like
Exons: 7
Coding region: 121-2307 (728 amino acids)
Source: RefSeq, a predicted model, not a curated record
UGAUUUCAGCCGGUUCGUGUGCAUGUGCUUCGUCGGGUCUACUUUUCAUCAAUAAUUUUUAAUUCGAAAGAGAAGCACACUACUUAAAACAGUGAAAAUCGAUUUAAUCCUUCCAUCAUUAUGCCUCGUACCGAUCCAAGAAUGGUGAAUGAGUCCCGUAUCCAGCCGGGUCGGGUUAUGAUUCUGCUAAGGGAUCCGCUCAUUAUGGACGACGUUGUGAUGCAGAUCGCGAAACAGUACGGCUAUAUCAAGGGCUUGCAUCGGCCGAGUAGCAAUCCGCAGUUGAUUUUCGUACAGUACCAGAACGACGAAUGCACUGCGGAAGCAAUUGAAAAGUUACGUAACUAUCCAAUAUUCCUGAACGUAGAUCUGGCGGUCAAAUCCGAAAAGUAUCAACACGAACACGAGAACAACGGCGGAAAUAACGCCAGAAACCUUGGCGGAGGGAAACAAAAAAUGAACAAUCGUCAGAAUCAGAGACCCAACGAUAGCAACCUCAAUAUGUCCAAUGGUAACAACAACAACAAUAACAACAGCAUGAAAGAUUCGUCGUAUCACCAGAUGGAUAAUGAUUCCUCACUAAAUAACUUUUAUCAACCGGAAAUCCCAUUGGGCUGUUGGUACUGCACUAAAAUGCCGAGUUUUGAGUGUCAGUGCGGUGCUUACUAUUGCGAUACCAACUGUCAGCGAUUGGAUUGGGACAAGCACAGAAGCAUCUGCAUGCCGCGUCUGGUGCCGAUUUCCUACUCUAACAAACGUAUGCUGCAGGAAGCGACUGCUUCCAAGCAAAACUCAUCCCUCUCUGGUUCAAGCUAUGCCUCACCGUCACAGGAACUGAAUUCAAGCCAAUCGCAUCAGAUUCCCAGGAAGGUAGGCAACGAAACCAGUUCUCCCGGAAAACAACAACAACAACAAAAUCAACGCCGAAAUGCUCAAAACAACCAGAAGAAGAAUCAAUCGGAUCAAGGCAAUAAAUCCACCCAGAAUAAACUGGACAAUAGCAACAAUCAAAAAAGUCCCACUGCCCAGAACUCCCAGAAAAAUGCCUCGUCGCCGGAAGAUUCUGGCAAAUUGAAUCAACUAGGCAACAAACUGCAGCGCCUUAAGCUGGCCAAAUCGGCCAAAGAAGGCAUCCUUCAACCGGGUCCAUUCCCGCGCACCGGCAGUCGAGUGAAAAUUUCAGCUUCCCUCGCAUCGGGUGUGGUUUACAUUUAUCACGAAAACAGUAAACCGGGCGAACCGAGUGAUUAUCUGAAGCUGGCCAAUCGAGUGUAUCAGGCGUCGAAAGAUGCGCAACCGGUCGACAGUAUUCCUAAGAUGGACGAUGUCAUUUUUGCUCCCUUCAUGGGUGAGUACUAUCGUGCCAAGGUGUUGCAAGUGAAGGGGGAUCAGCUGGAAAUACAAUAUCCGGAUUUCGGAAACAUGGCAACGAUCUCGUGGCAGCAGGCACGCCAAAUUGCCGACGAUGAUCUCAAGUGGACCAAAUAUCUUACCAUGCCAGCAAUGCUGGAAGGUGUCGGAACGCUCACGGGUGAAAUGAAAAAACUGUUGGACUCCUUUGAGGAGAUAGUCGAGUUUGAACUGCUGAAGGCUACCGACAUGGAGGACUCGGACAUGAAGGACAUCGUACUGAAACGUCCGAAGGAGACCACCACGUUGAAUGUGGAGUUGAUAGAGCUGAAGGAAAAGGAGCAAAGGCAACGCGAGGAAAAGAAAUCCCAAGACCGCCGAGAUAAGGAGGAUCAGCAGAAGAAAGCAGAAACCGAGCAGUCUGCGAAGAUUGCCGAUCCGAACAAUUACGAGCCGGUUCUGUUUGAUGAAUCGAUCGAAAGCAAGCAACUGCCACUGGACUCGAAGCAGAAACUGAUGAUCAUUGAUGCAAGUGAUCUGCUCGAAACACGCCUAAUCUCGGUGAUUGGCUGUGGAUACAUCGAGGAAUACGGAGCGGUUGUACAGGACUGCGGUACGCUUGGUCCGCUCGAUCCGAAUCCCUACAAGCCCACCCAGGAGGGUGAAGUUUGUUUGGUGUUGCACGAAAACGACUGGACCCGGGCAUUGUACGAUAUCUCCGAGGGAAAUUUCAUGCUACUGGACGUGGGUAUUCUUGCCAGUGUACCGACGGCCAACGUCAGACGGUUCCCACCCGGACUGAGUCGAAUUGUCUACAAUAACGAGGUGAUCGUUGAAAAUUUGGCAGUGCUCAAGGCGAUGAUGAUCAACGGUAAGUCGGACAGUAUUCAUGGCAAGGCGAUCGAAGCCUGGGUUUCCGCGUCCGAUGAUGGCGUCUGCAUUCGGAUUGUUCCCUGAUUCGGCUAAGUAGUUGUUGUAAUUUCAGCCCUACUGACUUUCAAUUUUGUUUCGUGUUUAGAUAUUUAAGCAAGUCAGUGAUUGUCUUGGACACUUUUGUUUUUAAAUUGUGCAUUCUUAUUGUAUCGAGUAUUUGUUUAUUAUUUUUUUUAAUUUGUAAAAUAUUGUGUCACGGAACAUGCUAGAUUAUUGUGACAUUUUUUCUUUAAAAUAUUAGCGUUUGUGCAGUUUGCAGUUCAGUUUGACUCAUUGCACAAUGCAAACGUUUGCGGUCUUAUUUUUUUCAAUUUAGGCUUACAUUAAUAAUCGAUUUUCUGCGUUUCUCGAAAAUUUAGCAGCUGUCUGGCUGCUGUUCUUUAACUGUAACAUUGUAAACUGAAGUAGCAAGCAAAGAUGGUCGAAACUGUCUUUUUAUCCUAUUGACAAUAGUUUUUUGACUGGUCCUCGAAAAAAAAUCUGUUUCCCGAUAUUCCAGUAAAUUUUCCAAGAGCUAUGAAUUACUGAAUGUUCUGUAAACUAUUCAUACUGGAAAUGUUGGGAUAAUUUUAUGCUCAGCAACACUACGCCUGAACAAAAAUGACAUCGUUAACUCGCACCUCACUUAAUAUUUUUUUCGUUUCGUCUUUGAUUCAUCAGUGCAGAGCAGUUCAAAUUAAACUGCUUGAUGCUAAACUCGGUACUUUUUAGUUGGCAACGGUGUGCAAUGUCUUUACUGACGUGCCGAACGGAAACGAAUUCUAACGAUAGAUAAAAAAAUAAAAUGAGCUAACUAUCGCUUUCUUUUAUCAUUAUUGUGUAGCACCUCAACUUAGAGCUAAUUAAUCGUCAGUUAAAAUAACUCUCUCUCUCGGUAACCAGCUGCCUAGAGAUUGAGUAACAAACUAUAUGUUUGAAAACGAACAUUUCGUUUGAUGCAUCUCGGCUUUUUAAAAUCAGACGCCUGUUAUAAAUAACUCGUAUAUUUUCCGUUUUUGUAGAUUGUUCUUAUAAAAUAAUUGCCUUGGUAUCGCGUUUCAAGGUACGAUUGAGGAUUUGAUUGACUACCGUCCUGAGAGUUUCAACUUUACCCGAUGCAAGAUUGUUUCAUACUCACCGACAGAAAAUUUUCGAUUUCAUUAAAACAAAAAUUUAGGUUAUACCAGAUCUUAAAGUUUCAUGGAUUUCUAAGACAUUUGACAUCAAAAAAUAAAAUUCGGUUACGAAAAUCGAACAAAUUUUCGAAGUCCCAGAGUCGAGCUUUUUUUAUAAAACAUUUUUUUUAAAAUUACACCAGAUCUGGACGUCUCAUGCAAUUCUAAGACAUUUGGCAUUAAAACCAUUUUUUUUUUCUAUUUCGCGGUUCAGUUGCCUUGGUCUUAGAGACAGAUUUGAACGGAUAUUUCGCUAUUACUUUUGUUCAGUUGAGUCUCCGUCACCGUCUUUCUGUUAAUGUGCAUUCGCUUCAUAGGCGGUUUCCUCAUUUUAAAACGGUGUUUUCUUAGGUUUGGUUUUUCAAUAGGGAUUUCAAUAGGGAUUACUCUAUUGUCUGAAAGUUGUUUGGAUAGUGUAAAGCGACGUCUCUACUCAGUAUUGUUUGGCAUAUCAUCACGAAUAGGUUAACUCCCGAGCAACGCUUUCAAAUCGUGAAAACUAUUUUCAAAAUCAGCGAUCAAUCAAAACUGUUUAUAGAGCAUUUCGUGAAUUUUAUGGUGCAUAUAAUCGUUCGUCUGAGACCACCAUAAAGUCUCAGACGGACUAAUUUUUAUUUGAAUUAUUUCUAAUUUUUUAUUGAACAUUAUAGUUAGUUGUUUUGUAUCAUCAUGAUAGUUGUUAAUCAUUUUCUUUAAAACAUGACGAAUAUUUUGAGUCAUCACUCAUUACAUUCUGAAGGGCAAUUUUCAAACAAAGUUUGUUCUGAGAAAUUGCGUUCUAAGCAGUAUUGGUGAUUGCCGAAAAUUUGACAGAAGCUGCAAUAUUGCUAUCUAUAUUGCAUACAACAUUUUCAAUCUGGUAGAAGAUGCUACAAGAACUCGAGUCUCUCAAUGUAUGAACCGUGAGAGAUUUUUGCUACAUUUCUUCGCUCCAUUUCAUACUCUGAGUAUUUAACGCCCUUAAAAAAACUUACAGUCUGAUAAUGAUAAUGAAUUUCCCAAGAGAGAAUCGCAAGUUUACAAUUACCGCAGAAAAUCGAAUGAUUUAACUUGAUGAUUCUCAUACUAGGUUGCAAUAUUUUUUUAAAACCCUUGUGUGGAGCAUUCACAGACAUUUUCAUAGACACAACUUAUACAAAGGUUAUAUGCACAUAGUUAGAAUAAGCGGCAAUAGUAAAAUGAUUCUAUCGUAAUUAUCAACUGCCUGUAUAGAAUCGGAUCGUGAAACGAGAAUAAGCUACCGUUUGUUGCUUCAGAGAGGAUCCCCACAGCAGCUUGCUAACCUUUGAUUCUCAGAAAUGUCAUCGAGAGAAAUUCGCUCUCGCACUGGUGUCGAUUCUAUGUUAAAUGAGCCAUACCGGGUUUGUGUUGUUGCGAUGAUAUCCGUCUCUCUUUGAUGGCACUGAUUCCAUCGUGUGAAGAGUUGCCAGUGAGCGUUCUUUGAUACGAUAAAAGCCAUCCUUGGUUCUAAGUUUUCUCUCUGUUUUAACAUUCUGAACACAUUAUUGUUUACUACACUGUAUUGUCUUGUUUUCUGUUGUCUCGACCGUUUUCGACUGUAGCUCGGGUUCGACUUGGUGCACAUUAUUAUUUUCAGCUGUCAGUUUAGCUCAAAAAAGAAUCGCUUGUACGCUGCACUGGCGAUCUUGUUAAAUUGUAUUGCUUUUAUUUACUUUUUUAUCGAAAUCUCGAUUUCGUCUCCUAUACAGGCUAAGCUCGGUAACACUUGAAUUUAAAGAAGAUUGAUCUUCGACUUUUUACCUUUGUGCUUGAGAGAGAGAGACAUUAUCUUUUCUAAUCAGUGAGGAUUGAGAAGCAGUUGGCUCACAAAUCAUUAUCCAUUUUUUCGUCGUAUAUGUUGUUGUAGUUGUGUUUAGCCUCUGUACUACCUUUAAUUCUGCUCGAGGUGCUGAAAUCAGACGCUUACAGCUGGCUUUUAGCUAACAUUCAGCACUUGGCGCUUUGGUCCAUCGUGAAUCGGCUCCACCAUCAACUACUGAAGUAAUCACUCAGUCGUUUGACUUUGUUUUUUGCUUUUUUUCCUUGCACGGCGAACGAUUCUAUGUCACAACAUCGCUGACUAAUCAAGUUUGUCAGUGUGGUUUAGUACGAUAAAUGCAGUUGCUUUCGCGAAACAUUGUUGUUGUCUUUAGCGAAUUUAACAUUAUUAGUUUUGUUCAGUUGAAGCAUAUGAACGUCCGUCCUUUCAACUGAGGUGCUGCCCAAACUGUAAUUUCUCGUACCGAAGGUCGAAUUCGAUACCGCUUGAAGUCAAUAGCAAUUGAGCUUGGUCUUGGAAUCGACAAUGCCUGUGCUUUUUGUUCUCAAAGUUUGCCCAUCUCGUGAUCGUCUUAUUGUUCACUACACUACAUUGUACUUUGUUUCCCGUAGCACCGCAGCACCGUAGCGGUAUUCGUCUGUUUCGAAUAAGACACGAAAGCGAACUGGUGUUUCGGGUUGUUGACGAAUGUGUAAUUGAGUCGAGUCUUUCUUGUUGGUCACAAUAGUUUAGGUCAUCGAUCUGAUUUAUGAUUCUGGCCCUUAUUACCGUUCUCAUUUCCACUUCCACUUGCACUUCUCUUACAUAUCACUUCACUUGAUUUUACCUAUUACCAGUAUCACGCUCAGUAAAAUAAUCACUGUAGUGAAAAAAAUCAUUUUUUCCAACAAAAUUUUUGUGAUUUGAUGUUCAUAAUAACAACAAGCUCAUCUAAGUAAUUACUAUUUUCUCUGAAGCGUCAUAUGUGUUAAAAACUUACAUUCACCUUACUCGGUUACUUUCACCAUGUAGUAAUACCCGUAAUAAGGGUCUCUAACAAAGAAUAAAUUGGGGACGGGUAUAGCGUGAAGGGUAAGUCGAUGCCUUUCACGCAGCCCGCCUGGGUUCGAUUCCCAACCCCGCACAUAGGGUCAGAAAGUUUUUCUGGCCCGAAGAGGCGAAUGACAUUAAUGUUAAAACCUCUAUAAUUGAAAAAAAAAAAAUUACACGUGAACUAGUUUUUGCUUAACUUUCGUUCUACACCACCACUCUGUUUCUCUUUGGGAUUUCCGGAACAGUGUUGCUAGAAAACGGAUUCUUAAAAACUCUUAUCCUAGCUUCGUAACUUGCCUAAAUUGGCAGUAAAUAUCGUACAGUCUACAUCGGAACUACAGUUUCGAAUUCCCUGUAUAUCUUUGCCUCCAGCAGUUGGUGAUUUACCAUCGUACCCGUUCUUCUAGGAAGGAACACAAAUUCGAUUCAAUCGAAACUAUUCUUUGAAAUAAACUUCAACUACUUUCGAGCUGGUUCUGAAAACUACUGAGGGUUACCGGGACGUAAAAAAGCAACUCAUCAUCGUAUUUGACUAAUAUAAAGGAAUCCUCUUUUUUUCUUGGGCAGUUAGCAGAGGGAAGGAGGUUGUGUCCCAUUUGUAAAACCUAUGCAAGACUAAGAAUUUUCAAAAUUGAGUAACCUUUUAAAGUGUUUUUGGAUAGUUUGUAUACGUUUUCGAAUAUUUAAAUUUGAUGGGAACUGCUUUUUUGAUGUUCACUGUGACGGUUGAAAAGCAUUUCUAUUUCUUAUUUUUUUUUAAAUUGCGGAGUUUACAGAAAUAAAAGAAGUUUGUCUAUUUUUAGCUGGAUCUUGUUGUUAAGCUGUCCUUUGGAGGAUAGGGUCUCUCGUUACCAUUCAGCGCAUUGAGGACCGGUUCAUCUUAAAAACGUUUUUUUUUUAAAUUCAUUUAUUGUUUAAAAAAUUAUUUAAAAUUAAACACUUUACGUAUAAAAGUACGUACACUGGUGAUUUCCGAAGUUACGCGGUUUUUUUUUCUGUAAAAAAAUUGAUUUUGCAAGUCUCAAAAUUUUUCUGUCCCAAAGUCGAUUUUCACAAAAAAAAUUUUCGUUUCAUGCAUUUCUAAGGCAUUUGACAUCAAAUUUUUUUUUUCUGUAGUUUGGAGGUUUUUUUACGCGGAUUUCCGAAGUUACGCGGUACGUAUCCCCCACGUAAAAAGAGACCUCAGUGUACAGUGAACUACUUAAAAAAUAUUUAUCAGUUUUUUUUUUAAUAUGGAGGCUCUGAAAACAGCUGCUCAAACUCGUUCCAUUUGUUGGUGGGUGUCAUCACUUCUUGGAAAAGAAUCAUCUGAAAGCAAAAAGAACAACGGUUUUACAUUUUGACAAUGACUAAUUCUAUAUCAUUUCUCGGAGUAUGUUCUUGCAACUUAAAAUAUUUUUUUUUUAGAUUUUCUGAAAAUUGUUCGGACAAAGCUGACCGUCAGAGUGCCGAUGGUUCACUAUUCUCACCUUCAUCCAUUGAUUCAUCGUCACAAUUGUUGGUGGGAACAUCGCUAGGGGGUUUUCCUGGGCUUCACUUUUUUCGGGCAUUAAGUUCGUUGUUAACUGGAGCAAGGUUAUCUUGUUUUACGCGGAUUGCCGAUGAUUUGUCUCCCAAGUACGGAGGUUGUUUUGGGUCGAUGCUGAAGUAACUUGAUUGUCCUCGGGUUUAGAUGUUUUCUUUAUCAGUUUCUCGAAAUGAUUUUUGUUUUUAUGCAUCAUCCUCAGAGGCGACUAGCACUAUUUGCUUUGUUGAACUGAGUCUCAUUAAUUGGUCUUGUCGUCAUUGUUUUUCUGUUUGCACUCUUCGAAUCAUCUUAUUGUUCACUACACUAUGUAUUGUUCUUUUGUUUCUGAUGUUCCGGUAUACUUUGUCGACUGCCCGGCCGGAGAAUCAGAUGAGAGAUUGGUAUGAUUGUGUAUUUGUUCAAAAGUUCUUGUCUUUAUUCAAUUGAUCAGGUAGCAAUUGGAGUUUGACUUAGUUAUUAUGCUUACUGUUUAAUUUUGAUAUUUACUUCUGGGUUGUUGGAAUGACAUCGAAGCAAGAGUAGCAAUGUGUCAGAAUUUUGCUCGUCCAUCGCCAACUUUCCAACUACUCGCACGCAAAUUAAUCUAAAUUGAUUAUUGUGGCAAAACUGGAGGGAUUGAAAUCGAACGUCGGAUGAUGGCAAAAUUGUUGAAAAGCCUAAAACUGGCCAUCGAAUCCUUUCUUUUCCUCAAGCAGUACAAGUGCUCCGCUUUGUUUUGACCGGAUUUGUUUGCCCUGCUCAAUGAAGUUAACCCUCCUCCCAAAAUAUUGGGACAAGUACCAACUCAAAAAGAAGCGACAAGCUGUUGUGAGCUUGUUGCAGUCCAAUGCAAGCUGACAAGAUGCAGUUUUUUUUGGUGAGAGAAGUUACCAAGGAUGUAAAAAAAAUUGAUAUAAAGCAUGAGUGAAUAUUUAUUCUAUUCUCUGUAUGAAUUGAACUUGGAAUACCAACACGAUCCGAAUCUUGUUAGACCAACUUUUGAUCAUUUUUAAACGCUCGCUCUUAUUGUCUUUCUUACAAAUCUCACAAGUAUUGAAUGAUUCACUAUUAACAUCAUAUUUGCAAGUAAUGUGCUGGUAUUUUGAUCCUGGACGAAAUCAAGCAAUGCUUUCAUGAACACAUUUUCUUUGGUCUUUCCUCAGAUAGAAUUUUUUUUAAAUAGGAAAGCCCAUGUUUUGAGACUUAUGCCCACCUGUUGCCCCUUAGAGUUUACGGCCCACUAAAAAUCAACUAGCGCCCACAGGUGGUCAGUUUGGGAAUCACUGCUCUAGACAGUCGGCUACCGAGAAAUAAUGGAUUGGCAAUGAGAGAAAUAACAGACCACAGUUAUUUGCCUGUUUAAAUUAUUUUUUUACAAUUUCAGUUGUAAACGACCUAGCGCGUAUACAGGGGAGGUGUUUUAGGGGUCCAACCCUUCCGAAACUCAAAAAAAAUAUAUUAUUAAAACGCUUCUUUUCAAAUAUUUAGGUUAAUCGUAAAAUGAAUAAUUUUCAACAAACAGUUAUAUAAAACCAUUUUUUUUUCAAUUUAUAUACAUAUUUCCAUACGUAUGGAAAUUGAUCAACAUGUUCUGAGGCAAAGCAAAGUCUUGGUAUUACAUUUGGUUUGGAAUUUGACCCUUUCAACAGACUUCGAAACCGAAUCAGAGUAUACAGAACCAUUGCAGUGCUACGAUCCUACUGACACUAAGAAUCCUCGGGUCUCGAACAUACGGCCACUGGCUUGUAAGACAAGCGCCCUAUGCAUUGAACCGCCAAGCCGGUCAACAUGUUCUGAAACACCCCCCGAAAAAAGACACAAAAAAUGGAUGCCAAAAAUUCUGUUUAAGCCCGAUUCUCUUCAAACUUUUACUAUUCGAAAUUCGAAGCCAAGUCCUUUUGUCCACUGCACAAUAAAUGUACAUUGUUUCUGUCGUCCCUGCCAUAAGGGAUUUUUUUUCUGUCGAGUGCCUCGGAUGAGAUGUGGAAGUAUUCUUUCAUAAACUUUCACACUUUCUGUCAGGACACAGAUAGGAUACAUCUACUUAUUACUGCUCUUCACUUUUCCUAUCAUACUUUAUCUACUGUGCAUCUAAACACAGAGAACAGAUAUUUAACCUAGAGUUUCUACAAAACUGAUUGCUAGUUAAAUUUCCUACACACUUGGAAAGCUUGACAUAUCCAUCUGGUAGCUAUGGUAUGUUAACAGUGUUCUAGAUUGGCGUAGCCUACUGUUUUACACUGCGUGAGGUUUCAGUUGCGUCUGUUCUCUGCACUGAAAAAAAAAGAAACUUGCUGUGCUCUUUUUGUUUGCCUAGAAUAAGCAUUAAAUGUUGGGUAAAUAAAUGUAUCAAAAUAUCCUAUCAGGAACCUGUUACAUUAGUUCACAAUUCACAACUACUAUAUAAUAGAACUAAAAAAAUAACUUACUGCGUCUUACCAUAACCACAUUUUUAACUAUAUGCUUUAGUUUAGGUCUCCACAGAUCGCCAGUUUGAACUCAGACUACGGUUCAUUUUUCGUAGCAAAAAGUUACGAUCUUUUUAAAAUCCUCCCGUACGGUACGUUUCCGUAUUUCUGUAUCUUUCAAUUUCUCUCGAGUUUAAAUAUUUCUUUAGCAACACCCGUUUCGGCAAUAAUUUUUGAAGCUUGAUAUUUAGAAUCGUUCGAAUAAAAAGCGUAAAUCAUUUUCUGGCCCAAGCGAUUCUAAACAACACUUUAAAAAUAUGUACCCAGUGAAUUAAAAUUCUAUUGAUGUCACGUUCAUUAAAGUAGGGUUCAUUGUGACAAAAAAUAGAUUAAGCUUAAGAAAAAUACACCAGAAACUCUUAAAUAUCAGAAAUAAACCUAACCUUAAAAAUUAAACACUCUUCUGGAUCAACAUAUUAUAGACCUCUUAACAAUCAUAAUGUAUUUUCAUGACUGUGUAACCCAAAUAGGCCAUAAAGUAUGCAUAAAAACUACAAAUAAA